AAUGAACGGAACGGGUCUGUGGUACUAACGAAUAAUGAAACGGUUAGUUUAUCGCUCGUGGUGGACAUAUCGAGCAACACAACCAAAACUUUGAGAGUUUUUCUUAUUUAUGAGACCCCGGAUAAUGAGUCGAUCGAAUUAAAAAGAAAUUCAUACACUUGGAAGGAUGGGGAUGAAGUAAACGGAACUUUAUCUCUUGAAUUUUCGCUGAGUAGUGCAAUAUUUCCAAAUUAUGGUCGAUAUUCCGCAAAGUUAUUGGCAAACAUUUUUAAUUCUUCAUCCUCUGAGGAAAUUUUGUGCAACAUUGUCUACGAAGAACCAUUAUCAAAGAUAACUAUGGACUGUGCCAGAUUCCUGUCCGUUAAUAACGACUCAGUCGAGUUCUUUGCCAGUGUAACUAAUGGUGCAAAUGUAGAUGUGUUAUGGAGUUGGAAUGUAAACUGCCAAGACAGAUCUGUUAUCAGUACCCUGAAUGUAUCGACAAUACGGUGCAGUGUUACCAAUGUCGGUGAAAUGAAUGUUACCAUUACUGCUAGAAAUCCGGUGUCGGAGAGCACGACUUCCUGUUCCGUUACUGCGCUGUAUCCACUGCAGGACUUCCUGAUAACACCCAAGGCACCCUACUUUCAAACAACAGAACCAGCGGUUUUCUUUGUUAACAGUACCUUACCGGAGCAGAAUGCAUUUGGUAAAGUAGCUUUACUGCUGUUUGCAAAUGGCACUCAAAGUUCGGACUUCUUGAUGAAUACGACAUUCAUGGAGCAUGAAUUUCAAAACCAGAUGAUAUUUCAAUAUGCAUUCAAGGUUCAGGGAUAUUACAAAAUAUUUGGGGAACUUAUUUCUCGGAUUAAUACGUUAUAUCUCGAAACAACAGUUGGGAUCUGGGACAAACUUGAUGAAAUAGAAAUGGCUGUAUCCAAAACCAACAUUACUUAUAAAGACCCUAUCACUGUUUCGUGGAUUUCUACUCCACAGUCUCAUUUCAACUUCAUUAUAUGGUAUGGAGACGAUACGAGCGACAACAAAACAACAUCGUCGUAUGAUCAACCAUUUGAAGGAACAGAUUUAACAAAAACAUUCGAAAGAGUGGGCCAAUUCAAAAUUCUUCUUACAGCUUGGAAUGAAGUUUACUCAAAGAACUCUACAAUAAUCGUGAAUGUGGAAAAAACCAUAUCUUCAAUUGAUCUCCUUUGUAAACGAUUUAUAUCCUCGGAUCUGGGGCAUGUGAAUUUCACCGCCAUUGUCGAUCAAGGAGCAGACAUUGGAGUGGAAUGGGACUGGAACGUCAAUGACACCCAUCAAAUUUUAAGAACCUCGAUAAAUUACUCCGUUUUUGAAUAUAACAUCACUACUCCUGGGCAAAUCAAUAUCGCCGUUCUUGCAAGGAACUUUAUAUCCCAAAUAUCAUCGACAUGUAUCGUAACAUUACUUCGUCCAAGAGAAUUUUUCAUACAGCCGUCUAAUUCAUAUUUCCAGACAACUGAACUCGUCACAUUCUCCAUAAAUGCAUCUUCAAACGAGCAUUUCCCAGCAGUGAUUAAUUCUUUAAUACUAUAUUCAAACUACACAGGCCACAUGCUUCUAAAGAACGAAACAAAUAUUAGUGACGCGGAAAUACGUAAUGGAUACCAUUUUGACUAUCUAUUUGAAAUACAAGGAUAUUACAAGAUCUGGGGUAAUCUGACAUCGGAAAUUGACACAAAAUACCUAGAAGUGGAGGUCGGUAUUUGGGAUAAACUGGAUGCACUGAAUUUUUCAACUUCAGCAACACACAUUGACUUACUUGAUGCAAUAAACGUGGUAUUUGUUUCUGCGCCACCUUCUUUCUUUAAUUACAAAAUCUCACUAGGGAACGGGGACUUCUAUCAAAAUACAAGUGAUUCCUUUGUUGAAAAGUACACUGACAUCAAUGUUACACAUCACUACACAGCGACGGGCAUAUACACUGUGACAGUGUAUGCAUGGAAUGACCUGUAUUCUACCAACCUAUCAACAGUAGCGUAUGUUGAGGAGAAGAUCCGAAAUAUGGAGAUUAUAUACCAACGAUUUAUAUCGGUGUAUUCGGGACUUGUGAAUUUAACCGCCUUGGUCGAUGGAGGAGCAGACAUUGGAGUGGAAUGGGAAUGGAACGUCAAUGACACCCAUCAAUCUGUCAGAACCACGGUCAACUACACGGUUUUUGAAUUUAACAUCACAACUUCCGGAGACAUCAAUAUCACCGUCGUUGCAAGGAAUUUCAUAUCCCAAAUAUCAUCAACGUGUAUUAUGACAGUGCUGGUCCCUUUGAACGGAUUUUUCAUACAGCCGUCUAAUUCAUAUUUCCAGACAACCGAACCCGUCACAUUUGCCAUCAAUGUAUCUUCAAACCAGCAUUUCCCAGCAGGUAUCCGUUCUUUAAUACUGUAUUCAAACUAUACAGGUCACACGGUUCUAAAGAACGAAACAAAUCUUAGUGAUGCAGAAAUACGGAAUGGAUACCAUUUUGACUAUCUAUUUGAAAUACAAGGAUAUUACAAGAUCUGGGGUAAUCUGACAUCGGAAAUUGACACAAAAUACCUAGAAGUGGAGGUCGGUAUUUGGGAUAAACUGGAUGCACUGAAUUUUUCAACUUCAGCAACACACAUUGACUUACUUGAUGCAAUGAACGUGGUAUUUGUUUCUGCGCCACCUUCUUUCUUUAAUUACAAAAUCUCACUAGGGAACGGGGACUUCUAUCAAAAUACAAGUGAUUCCUUUGUUGAAAAGUACACUGACAUCAAUGUUACACAUCACUACACAGCGACGGGCAUAUACACUGUGACAGUGUAUGCAUGGAAUGACCUGUAUUCUACCAACCUAUCAACAGUAGCGUAUGUUGAGGAGAAGAUCCGAAAUAUGGAGAUUAUAUACCAACGAUUUAUAUCGGUGUAUUCGGGACUUGUGAAUUUAACCGCCUUGGUCGAUGGAGGAGCAGACAUUGGAGUGGAAUGGGAAUGGAACGUCAAUGACACCCAUCAAUCUGUCAGAACCACGGUCAACUACACGGUUUUUGAAUUUAACAUCACAACUUCCGGAGACAUCAAUAUCACCGUCGUUGCAAGGAAUUUCAUAUCCCAAAUAUCAUCAACGUGUAUUAUGACAGUGCUGGUCCCUUUGAACGGAUUUUUCAUACAGCCGUCUAAUUCAUAUUUCCAGACAACCGAACCCGUCACAUUUGCCGUCAAUGUAUCUUCAAACCAGCAUUUCCCAGCAGGUAUCCGUUCUUUAAUACUGUAUUCAAACUAUACAGGUCACACGGUUCUAAAGAACGAAACAAAUCUUAGUGAUGCAGAAAUACGGAAUGGAUACCAUUUUGACUAUCUAUUUGAAAUACAAGGAUAUUACAAGAUCUGGGGUAAUCUGACAUCGGAAAUUGACACAAAAUACCUAGAAGUGGAGGUCGGUAUUUGGGAUAAACUGGAUGCACUGAAUUUUUCAACUUCAGCAACACACAUUGACUUACUUGAUGCAAUGAACGUGGUAUUUGUUUCUGCGCCACCUUCUUUCUUUAAUUACAAAAUCUCACUAGGGAACGAGGACUUCUAUCAAAAUACAAGUGAUUCCUUUGUUGAAAAGUACACUGACAUCAAUGUUACACAUCACUACACAGCGACGGGCAUAUACACUGUGACAGUGUAUGCAUGGAAUGACCUGUAUUCUACCAACCUAUCAACAGUAGCGUAUGUUGAGGAGAAGAUCCGAAAUAUGGAGAUUAUAUACCAACGAUUUAUAUCGGUGUAUUCGGGACUUGUGAAUUUAACCGCCUUGGUCGAUGGAGGAGCAGACAUUGGAGUGGAAUGGGAAUGGAACGUCAAUGACACCCAUCAAUCUGUCAGAACCACGGUCAACUACACGGUUUUUGAAUUUAACAUCACAACUUCCGGAGACAUCAAUAUCACCGUCGUUGCAAGGAAUUUCAUAUCCCAAAUAUCAUCAACGUGUAUUAUGACAGUGCUGGUCCCUUUGAACGGAUUUUUCAUACAGCCGUCUAAUUCAUAUUUCCAGACAACCGAACCCGUCACAUUUGCCAUCAAUGUAUCUUCAAACCAGCAUUUCCCAGCAGGUAUCCGUUCUUUAAUACUGUAUUCAAACUAUACAGGUCACACGGUUCUAAAGAACGAAACAAAUCUUAGUGAUGCAGAAAUACGGAAUGGAUACCAUUUUGACUAUCUAUUUGAAAUACAAGGAUAUUACAAGAUCUGGGGUAAUCUGACAUCGGAAAUUGACACAAAAUACCUAGAAGUGGAGGUCGGUAUUUGGGAUAAACUGGAUGCACUGAAUUUUUCAACUUCAGCAACACACAUUGACUUACUUGAUGCAAUGAACGUGGUAUUUGUUUCUGCGCCACCUUCUUUCUUUAAUUACAAAAUCUCACUAGGGAACGAGGACUUCUAUCAAAAUACAAGUGAUUCCUUUGUUGAAAAGUACACUGACAUCAAUGUUACACAUCACUACACAGCGACGGGCAUAUACACUGUGACAGUGUAUGCAUGGAAUGACCUGUAUUCUACCAACCUAUCAACAGUAGCGUAUGUUGAGGAGAAGAUCCGAAAUAUGGAGAUUAUAUACCAACGAUUUAUAUCGGUGUAUUCGGGACUUGUGAAUUUAACCGCCUUGGUCGAUGGAGGAGCAGACAUUGGAGUGGAAUGGGAAUGGAACGUCAAUGACACCCAUCAAUCUGUCAGAACCACGGUCAACUACACGGUUUUUGAAUUUAACAUCACAACUUCCGGAGACAUCAAUAUCACCGUCGUUGCAAGGAAUUUCAUAUCCCAAAUAUCAUCAACGUGUAUUAUGACAGUGCUGGUCCCUUUGAACGGAUUUUUCAUACAGCCGUCUAAUUCAUAUUUCCAGACAACCGAACCCGUCACAUUUGCCGUCAAUGUAUCUUCAAACCAGCAUUUCCCAGCAGGUAUCCGUUCUUUAAUACUGUAUUCAAACUAUACAGGUCACACGGUUCUAAAGAACGAAACAAAUCUUAGUGAUGCAGAAAUACGUAAUGGAUACCAUUUUGACUAUCUAUUUGAAAUACAAGGAUAUUACAAGAUCUGGGGUAAUCUGACAUCGGAAAUUGACACAAAAUACCUAGAAGUGGAGGUCGGUAUUUGGGAUAAACUGGAUGCACUGAAUUUUUCAACUUCAGCAACACACAUUGACUUACUUGAUGCAAUGAACGUGGUAUUUGUUUCUGCGCCACCUUCUUUCUUUAAUUACAAAAUCUCACUAGGGAACGGGGACUUCUAUCUAAAUACAAGUGAUUCCUUUGUUGAAAAGUACACUGACAUCAAUGUUACACAUCACUACACAGCGACUGGCAUAUACACUGUUACAGUGUAUGCAUGGAAUGACCUGUAUUCUACCAACCUAUCAACAGUAGUGUAUGUUGAGGAGAAGAUCCGAAAUAUUGAGGUAACAUAUACAAUACGUAAAGAAUAUGUCACAUGUGUAAUCGUCAUUAUUUUGAAGGCAGUCUUGUUCGAAAAACGUUAGUUUGUGUACAAAAUUUAAUGUUUUGCCAUCAGAAUUGACAUUGCUUUACUGAUGCGAGU
Ostrea edulis (European flat oyster) is the source of this 5567-nucleotide messenger RNA. RefSeq lists its product as uncharacterized. NCBI's taxonomy places the organism in Eukaryota, Metazoa, Mollusca, Bivalvia, Ostreida, Ostreidae. The transcript has 7 exons. Bases 337 to 5508 code for a protein of 1723 amino acids. The record is from RefSeq and is a predicted model, not a curated record.